UGUUCUUCUAAUUUGACAUAUCCGGCUCUCCCUUACCUAACAGAUAUGGCAGUUCUGUCGCGAUCAAUCUCUGCAUAAUAAACUCUCCAGCUUUUCUAUUCAUGAAAGGCCCCUAAGAGCAGAGCUUUCCCUUCUAAUGAGCGACUACUAUGGCAUUUAUGUGGUGAUGAUGGUAUAGUCGCGGAUGACAUAGUACUGCUUACCUAAGCAAUGAUAUGCCAGGUUGCCCACCGCCAGGCAGUUGGGAUGCCGCCAAACCAGAUGAAGCUGAGUGCGACAUGGCCAUUGUGUGAUAUCGCAUUCCAUAGGCCGAUUCACCAAGUACACUACGCUCGUUCCAGCUGAUUGACCUUAUUUUAUCUUCCUUCGCCCUCGAACUCCUCGCCUACGAUGACCUCCCUCUUCUUCUCCACUCCCGUCGAUAUCGAUGUGGUCCUCGAAGACAGCGAUGAGCGUCAGACGGUUGAUGUCAAGCUCGACAAGGGCCGUCGCGAAAGGGUCCCCCUCUACAUGGAUGGAGAGUCUGUCAAGGGUGCUGUGACGGUCAGACCUAAGGAUGGAAAGCGCUUGGAACAUACGGGCAUCAAAGUGCAAUUCAUUGGCACGAUCGAAAUGUUCUACGACCGUGGUAACCAUUACGAAUUCCUAUCGCUGGUACAGGAGCUCGCGGCUCCCGGAGAACUGCAGCACCCCCAGACCUUCCCGUUCAAUUUCAAGAAUAUCGAGAAGCAAUACGAAUCAUACAACGGUAUCAAUGUUAAGCUACGAUACUUCGUCCGCGUGACAGUAUCCCGGCGCAUGGCGGACGUGAUUCGGGAGAAGGACCUCUGGGUCUACUCCUAUCGCAUGCCCCCCGAGACCAACAGCCCCAUCAAGAUGGAUGUCGGUAUCGAAGACUGCCUGCACAUUGAGUUCGAAUACUCCAAAUCCAAGUACCACCUCAAGGAUGUCAUCGUAGGACGCAUCUACUUCCUGCUCGUGCGCUUGAAAAUCAAACACAUGGAGCUAUCCAUCAUCCGUCGUGAGACGACCGGAUCUCCGCCAAACCAGUAUAACGAGAGCGAGACGCUCGUGCGCUUCGAGAUCAUGGAUGGAUCACCUUCCCGAGGUGAAACCAUCCCCAUCCGUCUAUUCCUUGGAGGAUUCGACCUUACCCCGACAUUCCGCGACGUGAACAAGAAGUAUUCGACACGCUACUACCUCAGCCUGGUACUUAUCGACGAAGACGCUCGCCGUUACUUCAAGCAAUCCGAAAUCGUCCUCUACCGUCAAGCUCCCGAGAUUGCUAUCACUCCUCAAAUCGCCCAGCAGCAACAGAUCCAACAACAGCAGCUCCUCCAACAGCAGCAGCAACAGCAACAGCUGCCCGCUGGUUCUGCGACCGCCGGCCCCGGACGAACUGACACCCAGCCUCAGUUCACUCAGCAAAUCCCGGCGGCUUAAUCCAAUCUGUGUCCGCGUCUCAUGCUGUAGCGAAAUAGAUCGUCUUUCGUUCAUGGGCUGCUACUGAUGUUCAGACUUCCGUUUGAUGUUACCUAACCCUUACCCAUUAUACCCUUCUGUGUAUUAAACCUAUGUCUGGCUGUAUUUCUCCCUGUGUUAUGAUGAAAUCUCAGCAACAUGAAAUUUACUUUAUGAUCUGUUCCGUAUUUGAUCCUUUCUAUUUGUAAAUUUCGCG
Aspergillus vadensis CBS 113365 is the source of this 1678-nucleotide messenger RNA. RefSeq names its product vacuolar protein sorting-associated protein 26. The transcript is spliced from 5 exons. NCBI's taxonomy places the organism in Eukaryota, Fungi, Ascomycota, Eurotiomycetes, Eurotiales, Aspergillaceae. The record is from RefSeq and is a predicted model, not a curated record. Gene Ontology annotation, biological process: intracellular protein transport; retrograde transport, endosome to Golgi. Gene Ontology annotation, cellular component: endosome; retromer complex. The coding region runs from base 391 to 1443 and encodes 350 amino acids.